CCGGCGCGCGGGACACGCAGCAUGCGGCUCUCGGCCCUGCUGAACGCGGCGCGGUCGCGGCUGCCCCUGGGGUACCGCCACGGGACGUGGCCCCCCGGCAGCGCGGCCGACCGGCUCCGCAACCCCCCCGGGCGGCGCCGCCGCAAGAUCUUCGUGGAGCCCAUCGCCGACGACGACUGGAAGGUGUUCUGGGGUGACACGGUGCAGGUGCUGAGCGGGAAGGACGCGGGGAAGCAGGGCAUGGUCACCCAGGUCGUGCGCCCCCGGAACUGGGUCGUGGUGGAAGGGCUGAACACGCACUACCGCUACAUCAACCGCACGGCCAAGUACUCCGGCACCUACAUCGCCAGCGAGGCGCCGCUGCUGCUCAGCCAGAUCAGCCUGGUGGACCCCGAGGACAGGAAGCCCACGGAGGUGGAGUGGCGGUACACGGACGAGGGCGAGCGCGUCCGCGUGUCCCUGCGCAGCGGCCGCAUCCUGCCCGUGCCGCCACAGCCGCGCCGCGACGGCAUCGUGCCCGAGAACUGGAUCGAUGGCCCCAAGGACACGUCGGUGGAGGACGCGCUGGCCAAGACGUACAAGCCGUCCCUGAAGACCUUCGAGGAGGAGAUCAUGGACGCCAUGGGGAUUGUGGAGACGCGGAGGGCCAAGAAAUCCUACUGGUAUUAACUGGGGGGGGACUUCCCCCUGAGUCGGGCUCUGCAAUAAACACACCCCUUGAUUUUCCA
Messenger RNA from Myiozetetes cayanensis, 728 nucleotides. It is a transcript of the gene MRPL24, whose product is annotated as mitochondrial ribosomal protein L24. Gene Ontology annotation, cellular component: ribosome; mitochondrion. The record is from RefSeq and is a predicted model, not a curated record. The transcript is spliced from 6 exons. Gene Ontology annotation, biological process: translation. Bases 22 to 669 code for a protein of 215 amino acids. Gene Ontology annotation, molecular function: RNA binding; structural constituent of ribosome. Lineage: Eukaryota; Metazoa; Chordata; Aves; Passeriformes; Tyrannidae.